AAAAAAAAACUUUUGGGCUGAAUCUUAGUCUGCUAUAAAGCUAUGAAAGACAUGCAGGAAGAGAAGAGGAUAAGCAUUGAGUUGAGUUGAGUCAACAACUGCUCUCAGGCGUAAUUCGUAUCAAUUUGGAUGACCGAAAAAUGAUAAUGAUAGUGAAACCCUUUUCGGUUCAGCGAACAGGAAUAGUCCCCUUAUUCAAUUGCUGCUGCUGUUGUUUGAAACCAACAAGUUUGGGUCUGAACAAGGCCUCAGAACUCAAAGGCUGGAGUAAAAGCAGAAGAGGGUUGGUGAUGGUGGCUAUAGGCUCAGUGGUUUUCAAUUUUGACGGUAAAUGGGCAAAUGGGUUGGACAUGGGACUGGGAAUGGUGGCCCCGGGCCAGACAGUGGAGGAAGCCCAGAACGGUAUAAGAGACCAUAUUCUUGCUCUGUUGCAGGUCAAAGAUUUGAUAGAUUCACAGUCAUGGCGGGAAGCUCAGAAGGCUCUAAGAAAGAGCUCUGCUUUUGUCAAGCUGGAUUUGUAUACCAUUAUUCAAGCUAGCCCUGCAACUCAGAGGCCUCAACUCAGAAAGCUCUAUUUUGAUCUCUCCAACAAUGUCUCCAAACUAGAUUACGCAGCAAGGGAUAAGGAUGCAUUUCGUGUGUUGCAGUGCUACGACAACAUUGUAGUGGCUAUCAAUGACAUCUUAUCCAGAAUUUGAUCCAUUUAUAACCACUCCGUAUACAUCAAUAGGUAGGAAUUUCUUGUUUGAAAGAACUAUACAAUCAAUAUGGUAAGAUUGGAUAUAUCUAUAUAUUUGAGUAAUGAAGAUUAUUAGUACUAA
This is a messenger RNA of Humulus lupulus (European hop), 821 nucleotides long. RefSeq names its product psbQ-like protein 3, chloroplastic. The record is from RefSeq and is a predicted model, not a curated record. Gene Ontology annotation, biological process: photosynthetic electron transport chain; photosynthesis. The coding region runs from base 141 to 698 and encodes 185 amino acids. Gene Ontology annotation, cellular component: photosystem II; photosystem II oxygen evolving complex; extrinsic component of membrane. Lineage: Eukaryota; Viridiplantae; Streptophyta; Magnoliopsida; Rosales; Cannabaceae. Gene Ontology annotation, molecular function: calcium ion binding. The transcript is spliced from 2 exons.